Messenger RNA from Dissoconium aciculare CBS 342.82, 1578 nucleotides. Its product is annotated as proteinase. The record is from RefSeq and is a predicted model, not a curated record. The transcript is spliced from 6 exons. The coding region runs from base 1 to 1578 and encodes 525 amino acids. NCBI's taxonomy places the organism in Eukaryota, Fungi, Ascomycota, Dothideomycetes, Mycosphaerellales, Dissoconiaceae.
AUGUUUCUAAAUGGAUCCCGAGCGCGGCUCUUGUUGUGUUUACUGGCUUUGUCAACGUGCACCACUGCGACUGCGAUAGCCAAUUCGUCCAGCGCGGGAUCCAGCAGCUACAACAAGACCAUCGUCUGGACCCCAUGCGGGUUGAAUUCGACCGUCCCUCUUCUCUGUGGUACUCUCGAUGUGCCGCUUGACUACUCGGCAACCGGUGGCAAUGUCUCCACUUUGACAUUGAAAUUGGCAAAAUUGCCCAGUUCCCAGCAGCCGUCGCGAGGGAGUAUCCUCGUUAAUCCGGGCGGACCUGGUUACGGAGGUCGCAACGCACUGAUAGGCCUGGGCCCUCUAAUUCAAAAUACUACUGGCGGCUUUUUUGACAUUGUAUCAUGGGAUCCCAGGGGAACCGGCGACACGAUCCCUGUGUCAUGCUUUUCUGACGCUGUGCAGCGAGCUAGACUCAGCGCGAUCUUGCCUUCGGCUGUUGAUCCGUCAGAUGUGUCGCUAGGACAAGGAUGGGCAGUGGCAGAAAUUAUCGCAUCCGCGUGCUCGAAGGCACUCGCGGAAACUGGAACUUUGCUCGGAACCGCAUUUGUUGCGCGCGAUAUGAGGCACAUCGUGGAUGCUCUGGGUGAGGAUGGCUUGCUACGGUAUUGGGGAUUUUCAUAUGGAACUGCUCUAGGCAUGACGUUCGCUGCCAUGUUCCCCGACAAGGUCGACCGAGUGAUAAUAGAUGGCGUGUUAAAUCCCCAUGAGUAUUACGCAGGCCGAGACGUCCAGCAGGCCACAGACUCAGAUGCGACUUACGCCGGUUUUAUUGCGAGCUGUCAGCUCUCUCCUGAGCGUUGUCCCCUCGUCUCGUACGCUCAGGGGAAGAGCCAGAGUCUUUUCGAAAUUAUCACGCAACUGCUGAAGGAUCUCAAGCGCAGUCCUUUAGCGUUCGGCCCGGACCCCACCACUCAGUAUGUCGAUUAUGGGACCCUCAAGGCCUUCAUGUAUGAAGCCCUCAAAACUCCGUCGCUUUUGCCAAUUAUCUCGUCUUUACUCCGGUCCAUCCUGGAGCGAGACGGACCAGCGGUCACGUCAUCGAUCCAAUUGCUCUCGACUACAAGCCCGCCGGUUUUUCCUGAGACGAUCCUUCCAGAACAAAUAUGGGCGAUCCGUUGCAGCGACAGUGCCUUCCGUGCGUCCAAUCUCACGGAUCUGCUACCGCUCGCCGACGAGUUCUUCGGGCGGAGUGAGUUCGCUGGAGAUGUCCUGGUCGCGGCACAGGUGCUGCCAUGCUCUCGGUGGCCGUUUCGAGCCAAGGAGAUCUACAAUGGCGGGUUUAAGAACAUUGCAACUCGACACCCUAUCAUGUUCAUCGGCAACACGUUCGAUCCGAUAACACCCCUAGUGUCGGCCCGAAAUGCCAGUGCCGCGUUUAACGGAAGCCAAGUUCUCGCUCAGAACGGUUACGGACAUUGUUCAGUCGCCCAAAGCUCCGCCUGUACCGACAGGCACGUGAAGCAAUACUUCCUGAAUGGCACACUUCCUGCGCCUGGUACUGUUUGCCAGACCGACACCGCGCUGUUUGCACCGCCGUAA